UACAGUCAGGUUUGCUGUAAACAUUUGUACAUAUUUCUUAUAGAAAUUUCUGUGUUAAUCGGUACAAUAGAUUUCCUAAAUAAUGAAAAACUAUAUUAAAAACAUGUGAAAACGGUUAUCAUCUUUGAUUAUAUUCAACCACAUUGUGAUUGUUCGAAAUAUUUGGUACUUCACACUAAACGCAGUGAUUUCCAAGAAAAUCUGUUGACUUUUUUUACUACGUAGACAAAGUGCUUACACCCGCAAUCUGGUCCGCAGCACAACAAAAGAAGAACGAGUAUCAGUAAAAAAAGUGUAAGGCAACGAACGCUGCCACAACGAAAGCAAUCAACCCAAAUAAGAAAAAAGCAAUAACGCGUUACCUAUCGGAGAAGUCAACCCACGGUGAACUCAUUAAAUAUUCAAGUCAUGGACGAAGCGAAUAUGCAGGAUAAAGAACGGUUCGCGAGUCGAGAGAAUCAUUGUGAGAUCGAGAGAAGGCGACGCAACAAAAUGACGGCCUACAUUACUGAGCUCUCGGAUAUGGUUCCAACUUGCAGUGCACUAGCCCGUAAACCUGACAAAUUGACCAUACUACGCAUGGCUGUGGCACAUAUGAAGGCUCUGCGUGGCACUGGAAAUACCAGCAGUGAUGGCACAUACAAACCCUCUUUUCUAACCGACCAAGAAUUAAAGCAUUUAAUAUUAGAAGCAGCCGAUGGAUUUUUGUUUGUAGUUUCAUGCGACUCAGGUCGGGUUAUUUAUGUUUCAGAUUCAGUGACUCCUGUAUUAAAUUACACACAGAGUGACUGGUACGGCACCAGUUUGUACGAACACAUCCAUCCUGAUGAUCGUGAAAAAAUACGCGAACAAUUGUCGACCCAAGAGUCCCAAAAUACUGGUCGAAUACUCGAUCUUAAAACGGGUACAGUGAAGAAGGAGGGUCACCAAUCGUCAAUGCGUCUUAAUAUGGGUGCACGUCGUGGUUUCAUCUGUCGCAUGCGUGUGGGCAAUGUAAAUCCGGAAACAAUGGUGGCUGGACAUUUAAAUCGGUUGAAACAAAGAAAUUCACUGGGCCCGUCUCGCGAUGGAACUAACUAUGCAGUAGUUCACUGUACUGGAUACAUAAAAAAUUGGCCACCAACCGAUAUGUUUCCUGGUGUACAUAUGGAGCGCCCUGUAGAUGACGAUAUGCACGCUUCGCACUGCUGUCUGGUAGCUAUUGGCCGGCUGCAAGUGACCUCAACUGCCUCUAAUGACAUGACCAACUCGAAUAAUCAAUCUGAAUUUAUAACACGACAUGCAAUGGAUGGAAAAUUUACUUUUGUCGAUCAGCGCGUCAUGAAUGUGCUUGGUUAUACACCAACUGAUUUACUUGGAAAGAUCUGUUAUGACUUUUGUCACGCAGAGGAUCAGAUGAACGUAAAAGACAGUUUUGAUCAAGUACUAAAGCAGAAAGGAAAUUUCUCAUUGAUGUAUCGCACCCGUGCUAAAAGUGGUGAAUACGUUUGGAUAAGGACACAUGCUAACGCGUUUUUGAAUCCUUACACUGAGGAGGUGGAAUAUAUCGUAUGUACCAAUAGUUCAGCAAAAACGCUACAUUCGAGCGUUGCGCACGACACCAACACUCCAGACCAACCAAACGCCGAACACAUUUACGUAGCGCCCGGCGUCGAUUACACAUUGCAAGCUCGUCGGGAUGUUACAUCCUCUACAGCUGCUGCUGACGGCAUGUACACCGCACAUGGUAUGAUCGGUACACAUAUACCACCACAAAGUGCUCUGGCAGCACAACAGGCUAACAACGUAGCGCGACCCGGCUCAGCACAGAAUCCUGUAGCUUAUAAUUACGAUGCAACACAUUCGCCGUUGGGCGGUUAUCCACCUACUGCGGGUGGUCCAUCACCAAACACUGCACAUAUGGCGAAAAUUCCAAAAGCCAACAGCUCACCAACACCCGCUGCGACGACCUGGACCACCCUACGUCAGCAACAGCAGCAGCAACAGGCGGUGUCUGAAGGCUAUCAAUACAAUCAAACAAGUCCGGCACGUUCACCUAGUGGUCCUACUUAUACACAACUAAGUGCAGGCAAUGCACGUCAAGCAACUUACCAUCCCGGUAGUGGCGCACAAGCAGCUCCCCCACCACCUACCAAUGCACCAGGCAUGUGGGGCGACUGGCAAAACCCUGCUCAAGCACAUCACCCGCAUGCGCCACAUGCAGCUCCUCAUGCCAAUCACGGACCUCAUGCCGUCCAUGGAGCGCAUGUCCAAGCUGGUCAACCACAGGGUCAAGAGUUCUCUGAUAUGUUGCAAAUGUUAGACCAAAGCGGCACAACUACAUUCGAAGAUUUAAAUAUAAAUAUGUUCAACACACAAUUUGAAUAGGUAGUAGUGGUGGUAUUGGGAUCUCAAAAUGCAACAAAAGUUCAACACUUUGCAAAAAAAACGAUGCGUAUAGGCUUCUGAGGCAAUAAGUCAUGUGAAAAAGAUAAGUUAAAAGAAAACAUGUUUAAAGCAACAUAAAAACACCAAGUCAACAAUUAGGUUGCAUUCAAUAACUUCUAAACAAAAAAAAUUAAAUAACAUAGCAACUCAAUAGUAUUGUAGAUAUAACACGUUUAAGAACAAAAACCCUGAGCUCGUCACGUUUCAUUCUACCUUUUUUUUUUUUUUUUGUUAAACUUUGUUGUAAGGUCGAGGUGAACAAACGUCAGUAGCUGAUUUAAACAACGACUCGAAUGCUGGUGUAGCGCCAUUUAACAAUUUUCUCAUUUUAAAUAUAUUUUCCCAGAAAGAAGCAAAUGCCUUGGUUCGAAUCUAUCUGUAUGGAAUGAGAAUCUAAAUAUUCUUCACAACGCUUAUGGCAAAAUAAUGAAAUGGAUUAAGUUCCCUAAAUAGGAAAAGUAAAAAAUAAAGAUAUUAAUUUAAAAUUUUAGACUGUUUGAAACUUCUGAGACAAACUGUCAAUAGAUACAGCGGUUAAAAUAGUCAGUGCGUGAGCAGCCAUAUCACUUCGAUAUUCGGGUCCGGCUAAAGUAUAUAUAUUAUAUUAACUUAAAGUUUCGGAAAUUGUAUUUUUUUUUGUUUUGUUAUCACAACAAAGUCGGAGUAGCUAUGUUGAAAUGAUCGCCAAAGAAGGCGCAGACAAUCUAUAUAGUAUGUGAUUGCAUCAUUGUAUUGUAUUUAGAAGUUGGCUUGUUUUUCUGAAGCCUAAUAUUAAAAAAAAUCUGCUCGCAUACUAGGCUUUCUAGAUUUCUUACCGCACUAGACUACCAAGGCCUUGGGUUUAUUCCUUUUUAUUCUGUUAACUCCGUAUUACGUGCAUUAGGAAAAAUCCUUAGGGCAAUGGGCACGGAAUGCCAAGAAAAAAUGUUUGGUUUAGGUUAUUUUAUACUUAAUUUAAAAAAUAUAGAACUAGCAAAAAAUAUUCCUUGCGCAAAAUUGUAUACAAAAUAAAUUUUACCGUUCUGCUUUGCUAACGAAAAGUAAUGGUUUAGUUGCAAUAUAUCACAAUAAUGUAUAUAUGGAAGUGAUCUAGGACCUUAAUCAGCUAUAUAUAAUUUUACCGUAAAACAAUUAGAAAGCUUUGAGAUGGCAACAAUUGAUUAUAUUCUAAUAAUUGUAUGAAAUUGGUCAUCACUGCUACACUUUUAAAACUAAUUAUUGCUGCGUAUGUACUCAUACAUAUACAUAUAUAUACUAUUAUCUAUGAAAAUGCAUCUUUGCAUUUAUUAAUUUUUCUAUUUCCAUUGGUGAAAAAGCGUCAAGUACAUGAUAUUGUGUUAUAUUUGCCACAGAAACAGAUCAUUUCAAAAAACCCGAUUAAGCGUAAGCAAAAACAUUUAGCUAAAUUUUUCAAGAUGAAAAAGUUUAAGAUAGCUGAAAGAAUAAACGAACAAAAUUCAUUUAGUCAGGUUUAAGCUUUUUGAUAACUGCAUUAGCAUGCACUAAAUUUAUAUGCUUGUAUGUAAGUAGAAUAUUAAUAAAGUUUCAAGGUUUCUCCUUGAAAAUGUUGGGGAAUUUGAAUAACGGUAAAUAUAAUUACACCUUUAAGAUAAUGUAGUAAUCCGCUAACUACCUACAGGCACCAUUUAAAUAAUUUUGCGUAUUAAUUAAUUGUAAAAUAUAAUCGCAAUU
Molecule: messenger RNA, 4119 nt
Organism: Anastrepha obliqua
Lineage: Eukaryota; Metazoa; Arthropoda; Insecta; Diptera; Tephritidae
Gene: tgo
Product: aryl hydrocarbon receptor nuclear translocator homolog
Exons: 2
Coding region: 409-2367 (652 amino acids)
Biological process (GO): regulation of transcription by RNA polymerase II
Cellular component (GO): cytoplasm; aryl hydrocarbon receptor complex; nucleus
Molecular function (GO): protein dimerization activity; RNA polymerase II cis-regulatory region sequence-specific DNA binding; DNA-binding transcription factor activity, RNA polymerase II-specific
Source: RefSeq, a predicted model, not a curated record